Mytilus trossulus (common blue mussel) is the source of this 4572-nucleotide messenger RNA. RefSeq names its product protein lin-9 homolog. Lineage: Eukaryota; Metazoa; Mollusca; Bivalvia; Mytilida; Mytilidae. The transcript is spliced from 15 exons. The record is from RefSeq and is a predicted model, not a curated record. Gene Ontology annotation, cellular component: transcription repressor complex; nucleoplasm. Gene Ontology annotation, biological process: regulation of cell cycle; regulation of transcription by RNA polymerase II; DNA-templated transcription. The coding region runs from base 44 to 1567 and encodes 507 amino acids. Gene Ontology annotation, molecular function: DNA binding.
GUUUGCUCCCCUUUUUAAAUUCAAAAAGAGGCGCGACCCAAACAUGGCGGAUGAUUCAGAAAAUAGAGGAAAUGCAUACAGAUCUCCAAUGAAAAGAACAUCAAGGAUCAGGAAAAAGAAUCAAAGAUUUUACAAUGAUGAUGAAGACACAACAUACUCUCCUGCCAAGUCACCAAGGAAACAACCCAGAACUAUUGCUGCUAAAAGUGGCCUGAGUACAGCAGAUCGAAAAGUAGCGCAAUCUAUUGGCGUCAGACUCAGAAACUUCCUUAAAUUACCAAAGGCACACAAAUGGGUGUGUUAUGAAUGGUUUUAUUCAAACCUUGAUGUACCACUAUUUUUGGCAGAGAAUGACUUCUGUAUUUGUUUGAAGGAAACAUUUCCACAAUUAAAAACUCACAAAAUGAAGAGAGUGGAAUGGUGUAAGAUUAGAAGACUUAUGGGAAAACCCAGAAGAUGUUCUCCAGCUUUCUUUGAUGAAGAAAGAAAUGCUUUAGAAACAAGAAGAAACAAAAUAAGAUUAUUACAACAAAGAAAAUUAUCAGAACUCAGUAAUUUUAAGGAUCUUCCCAAUGAAAUCCCAAUGCAUUUAGUAAUCGGUACAAAAGUUACAGCUCGUUUAAGGAAGCCCCAAGAUGGUUUGUUUACUGGUGUUGUGGAUGCUUUAGAUACAGUAUCAAACUCCUACAGAAUAACAUUUGACAGGCCUGGAUUAGGAACUCAUUCUAUACCAGAUUAUGAAGUUUUAAGUAAUGAUCCUGAUGAGACGAUACCAUUAUCAGCAUUUCAACAAAAACACAGACCACGGCUACAGAAUCCAUUGUUUUCUCCUCCAAAGUUUGUUCCAAGUCUGGGAUCACCAAACCCGGAUUUAGAUAAUGAUCCUUUACUAAGUGGUUCACCGUUUAAAGGGAGACUAAUGAGUUUAGAAGGAGGAACGUAUGGGGGAUUUCCUAUCAAGUUUCUGGUACAAGUUACAAAGUUGUCAAAACUUUUAACAAUUAAGAAGCAAUGGAUACAGGAAUUAAAGGAUAUGAAUACUCAAGCUGAGAAGACGAAGUCUUUCCAGCAGCCUCUAUCUCAGGACUUCCAACAGAAAUAUGCCAACAUAGUGCUGGAGUUAGAUACGGUCAAUAAAGAAUUAAAUGAAUACUUGAUGGGUGUACAACACUAUUGUCAAGAGUUAGCACCAGAGCAAGGAUUAACACCAUUUGAUCAGCCAUCAGAAAUCAGAAAACGAUGUGAUGAACAGGCAGAGGAAAUGGUGGACAGAAUCAGUCAGAAUAUGUUCCACAGUAAAAAGACAAAGAAUCACAAAGUCAUUGAUCUCAUUUCUAGUCUCACCUCUCUCAUGCUACAAGUACAAACAUUUUCAGAAACAGAAUUUAACUCAUUUGAAUUCAAAUCAUUGCAAGACACACUUCUUGAUAUUAAAGGCAAGCUGGAUGGUAACAGUAUUAAUGCCUUUAAAAACAAUGUAGAGAUACAUAUCAACCAUAUACAGAGUGGACUUAGUCAGAUGGGAAAUCUUCAUGCAUUUGCUGCUACAAGUAAACUCAACCUUUAAACUUUAUGCUAACAAUGAUCUUAAAGUAAAAUGGAUCUCUAACAUGGAAUACAGAUUGAACUACAUCACCUCCAUGACAAUUGUGAUUACUGGUGAUAAUUUUUUUACAUUAUCAGAAAUGACUGCUAUCAUUCAUUGCUGAUAGGCCUCAUAAUGAGAAGUGAUUUUUCAUCAUUUCUCUAGGACUUAACUACCAACAUGGUAAGAAUGAUUAUCAAGUCAAUUGAUUUGUAGAUAUAUUAUGAAGAAACAAAUACAUAUAUAAAUUGUGAAUUAUAAGAUUAUAUAAAAGAACUAAUCAUGAUAUUUCCAUCUCACAGUUAUCAUUUACAUAUAGAAAUGAUAUAGACAUGAUGUUGUCACUUAUCAAAGUAUGUUGUUUGGAAAAAACAAUCUCUUUUUGAAAAAAAUGUGUGUACUAGAAAUCAGGCAAAGAAAUUUUCAAAAAUCAAAGAGGAAUUCAGGGCAUUAUUAUUGACUUAUUGUGAAACAUUUGAGAGCAGAAUUGUAAAAUUUUUAUGGAGUUUUUGACACUUUAUAUUUUUAUACUUUCUAACAUUGCUGCCAUAUUAAAACAUUGCAAUUUUUAAGAUUCAAGAUUCAAAAGCUUUAUCAGUCUCAGACAAAUUUGUGUACGUAAUAUAAUAGUAAGCAAAAUCAUGAUACACUUAGAAAAAAUAAGAAAUCUUAGUAAUCUAAUAUAUUUUGAAUUAAUUCAAAGUUUAUAGUAAAGAACUGAUGAUAUAAUUAUCUAUUAACAAAAAAAUCUUGAUGUGCCAAAGAAUUUAUCUGUCCAUCUUAUUGUAAAUUUGUUUCUGUAACUGCAAAAGAAAUGAAACUUUCUACAAAAUCAUUUGCAGGAUACCUGUAGAUUUAAACUUUUGCAAGUUCACUUGUCCCAUUGGAUAACUACAAUAGCUAUUGUUCUCCGUGGAGUUUUUCACUGGAACUUUAGAUUUUUAUGCCCCACCUACGAUAGUAGAGGGGCAUUAUGUUUUCUGGUCUGUGCAUCCGUUCAUCUGUCUGUCUGUUUGUCUGUCUGUCCCGCUUCAGGUUAAAGUUUUUGGUCAAGGUAGUUUUUUGAUGAAGCUGAAGUUCAAUCAAGUUGAAACUUAGUUCACAUGUUCCUUAUGAUAUGAUCUUUCUAAUUUUACAGCCAAAUUAAACUUUUGACCCCAAUUUCACAGUUCACUGAACAUAGAAAAUGAAAGUGUGAAGUUUCAGGUUAAAGUUUUUGGCCAAGGUAGUUUUUGAUGAAGCUGAAGUCCAAUCAACUUUAAACUUAGUACACAUGUUUCUAAUGAUAUGAUCUUUCUAAUUUUACAGCCAAAUUAGAUUAACCCAAUUUCAGGGUCCAUUGAACAUGUAAAAUAAUAGCGCAAGUGGGGCAUCCGUGUACUUUGGACACAUUCUUGUUUUCUAAGUGACAAUCCAUCACUCAUUGAUAAAUAUAUUAUCUUCUAAGUAGAUGAAAAAUCAUUAAUCAACUCACAAAAUUGCUCAUGAUGUUGCAUUGGUUUUUUUUUUUAUUUUAUCUUUUCGUGUGUUUCAUCAGUAAAAACUGGCAAAUGCUAAGUUUAAUUUAAGGCUGACUUAAAUUUAUUCCAUGAGUAAACAACCACUGUUUCAAAUCUUCUUUUACAGUCUUUAUCACCAGUACUUCUAUAUGCUCAAAGAAAGUAUUUAGAACUGUUGAACAUACAUAAUACAAUAUUAUAGUUAUUUUUUGUAGGGGUCUUGCCAUUUUUUGGCAUGGUAAAUUAGGCAGCCACUAGUAGACCUUUUUUUUUAUUCCCACUAUGUAGGGUUUAAUUCUUUCUUAGUCAUUAAUUAUCAGUGUUGGAUUCUAUGCUCUUAAAAGGAUAUGCCCAUUUGAAUUGUUGUUAAUAAUUAUAUAGUAGAUAUGUUAUCUUUAUAAAAAAUGUACUUAUUGUGGAUUUAUAGAUUAUCGUUGGUCAUCUCAACUAGAUUGAUUUUCUAGCUUGAGCCGGUACGGGAAAGUGAGAAAAGCAAUCUGUAUAUUCUUUAGUUUUACAGGUAUAUUAGACCUGACCAUAAGUAAGGGUUGUAACAUUUUCAUCAAUACUGUAUUAUUGUGAAUCACCCAAGAUUGAUUUUUGAUAGAGGCACCUUGUGUGUACUAAAUGUUACAAUUAGUUAUCUCCCCUGCAACGUCGUAGAAAUUAAUCAAACUAAAAAAAAUAUCCUCAUUUAGAAAAUGGAAGGUUAUGUAAGUAAUUGAUCCUCCUACAUGUCCUAUCCAUCAUUGAAGAAAUUUGACAAGUUCGCAAUCUUUCCUGUUCACAAUGGCAGGUUGAAUAAGUAAUUGUAUGACUUUAAUAAUAAUUGAGAAAGGAGUAGGGGCAAUAAGGCCCUUAUUUGGCCCACAAAUUACUUCAAAUUUAAAAGUUAUCAUACAUAUUCUUAAUUUACUGAAAACUUAGCUACGGUAUAAGAUACUAAGAAAAACAAAACAAAUUUGACAUCGAGCAAGUUACCAUGGCAACAAAUCAUGACUUAAUUUGCAGAUUUUGUAAAAUUUCGUGAUUUUCCUUUUUUUUUCAUCGAAUUUUAAGUAUAUUUUAGAUUGAAAAAUUAUGUGCGCACCCAAGAAACAACUUUAUAUUUGGUGAGUUUAUGUCAAUAGUUAUAAUAAAGCUUCUGUUAAAUUAUGUUGUUGUUUCUUGGCUGCGCAGGAUGUUUCCGCAGCAGAAAUAAAGAUAGAAAACUGCAUAAAUUCUGUACUUUUCAUCGUUUUUGUGAAUACAGUACAUAUUAUGACGUAAUUGUGACGUCAUCACAUAUAAAACUUAAUGUUUUUCAUUUAUAUUUCUUGACCCUAUGCAUUUCUAAACAUUAUGUGCCAAUUCGAAAAGACUAUCAAACAUUUUAUUUUCUUGGGCCAGAACUAGGCCUUAAUGCCCCUACUCCUUUUAAUUAGUUUAGUUAUGUCUCAAAAUACCUAUUUCCCUAAUAAAUAACUGAAUUUUAGUUUUUGCAAGUCC